Molecule: messenger RNA, 2067 nt
Organism: Lutzomyia longipalpis
Lineage: Eukaryota; Metazoa; Arthropoda; Insecta; Diptera; Psychodidae
Gene: Wnt2
Product: protein Wnt-2
Exons: 7
Coding region: 674-1681 (335 amino acids)
Biological process (GO): multicellular organism development; canonical Wnt signaling pathway; neuron differentiation
Cellular component (GO): extracellular region
Molecular function (GO): cytokine activity; frizzled binding
Source: RefSeq, a predicted model, not a curated record
GAGGAGCACUUUUUUUUAUCGCUACGAGAUGGAAAAGAUUAUGAGAUGUAGCUCACGGGAAGGCCCCGCAAUGUGCGUCAGUUUGAUGUGAGAUCGUGCAUCGCGACGAUAUUCUCUGCGGCUCAAAAUUGCAUUCAGAGAGAUGAAGCAAAAAAUCAUUUUAUAUCGCUGUGCGAGGAAGCUUUAAUCAAAGAGAGAGAAGAAAGGAAUUUUUAGUGGUUCAAAAGAGAAGAAGAAAAAAGAAAGAAUCUCAAGAAGCAGCAAAAGAAUAAAGGCGAAGCAAUAGAUUUUGGGAGCCACGGGUGGAGAGGGACAUGUGAAUUUAUUGCCCUAAAUCAUCAAUUUUUAAUAGGACCAAGACGCAGACUUAAUAGCCACUCUCGCGAUAGAACCUCAUCUCAGGCAGAAGAACUAAUUUGUCCGGAGGCAUCGAAAACUCACCGACAGUCCCACCCGAAAAAAAUAUUAUUAUGCUUCCAGAUCAUUUAUUAAGAAAAAACCAACAAAUGAGAGAGUCCCAGAAAGAAAAAAAAAUCAUCUCGCUGGCUUCUUCCAGAGAGCUGAUUAAAUCUCGAUUGAAGUGCAAAUAGACGGCGAGAGAGGAACAACAAAUUGAUGACGAAUUGGAAUUUGAUUCAGACAGACGCACAGGCUGCCUUCAAGCGUAAUUAAGAUGAUAAUCCACUCAUCAUUAAUCAUAUUCAUGGUUGUCAGCAGUUUCACCACAUCGAUUCUAUGCGCCAGAAUUCCUGGUCUCUCCCACGUUCAACGGGCUCUCUGCACGGAAUCACCAGACGCUGUUGUGGCAUUGGCAAUGGGGCACGUUGCAGGUGCCGAAGAGUGUCAACAUCAGUUCAAAGGACAUCGAUGGAAUUGCACACAAGUCUGGAAGAAAGAUGUUUUUGGGCAUGUUAUUGUCGUAGGAUCCAAAGAGGCAGCAUUUACGUACGCCAUCGCCAGUGCGGGUGCCGUCCAUGCAAUUGUAGCUGCAUGUGCAAGAGGUAACAUUUCACUGUGUGGCUGUGAUCGAGCACCGCUCUCCCUGCAAAACCAGGAUUGGAAAUGGGGCGGCUGUUCAGCAGAUAUAAGCUUUGGCAUGAAGUUUGCCCGGAAAUUCCUCGAUGCCCGUGAAAUUGAGGGUGAUGCCAGAAGCUUAAUGAAUCUGCACAACAACCGUGUGGGAAGAAAGUUGGUGAAGAAUCUUCUACGGACUGAGUGCAAAUGCCAUGGGGUCAGUGGCUCAUGCGUUAUGCGGACAUGCUGGAAGAGCCUACCCACCCUACAGACUGUGGGUGAUGUUCUCAUGAAGAAGUACAGCCGCUCACGACCUGUGAUGGCCAUUCACGAGCACGGAAAACUCGUGCUGGUCAAUAGAAGAAAAGGCCGCAUGGCGGUUAAUUUGAAGAAGGCGCAGCAUCCAAAGCGUCUCGAACUAGUCUACCUCCAGCCGUCGCCAAACUACUGCGAACGCGACGUCCAUUUGGGCUCCCUUGGCACCAUGGGGCGCCAUUGCAACCGCACGGCGCGUGGCAUCGAAGGCUGUGAUUUACUGUGCUGCGGCCGCGGCUACAAUACACACCAAAUAAACCGCACCUGGCAGUGCAGGUGCAAAUUCCAGUGGUGCUGCCACGUACAGUGCGACAUCUGCCAUGAACACUACGAAGAGUAUACGUGCAAGUAGCCGGAAGUGCAUCUUCUCGGCGGUGUAAGGAGCUCUCUUGCCCUCCAAAAAAACAUUCCCAAUGAUCACAUGCAGUAUUUUUUGUAAAAUUUUUUUUAUCAAUGAGUAUUAAGUCAAAUAAAUCCACGCUAAUUGGGAUUCUUCAUCCAAGACACAUACCUUAUUUUGAAAUUAAAUGUUUGAUAAAUUAUUUGACCCGAUUUUUAAUAAAUUCUGAUAGAAAGAAAGAUUAAAAAAAAUAGAAUAAUUCAUGAUUUAAAAAAAAAAUAAAGAAAAAUUAAUUAUUUCUUACAAAAAAAAAAAUGCCGCCCUUUUGUCCCAAUUAGUGUGGAAACCUCAAGACUGACUAAAAGUAAGGCCCCCAACUCAUAAUGUUCAUUUCAAUC